Rosa rugosa (rugosa rose) is the source of this 1387-nucleotide messenger RNA. RefSeq lists its product as uncharacterized. The coding region runs from base 53 to 604 and encodes 183 amino acids. The record is from RefSeq and is a predicted model, not a curated record. The transcript is spliced from 2 exons. Lineage: Eukaryota; Viridiplantae; Streptophyta; Magnoliopsida; Rosales; Rosaceae.
UGUUGUGAAUAGAAGGGUCCUCCUUGUUUCCUCUUUCUCUUUCAAAACCCAUAUGGCCUGUUUACACACAAUGUACAACUCAGAGCACAAGGGUCAGUACUGUAAUGGUGGUAGUGGUAGUGGUGGUGCUCCAAUGAGCCCUAGAAUUUCAUUCUCUAAUGACUUUGCUGAUGCGCAACAUGUGAUUAAGCAUGAGAGGAGCUCAAGGGAGGCACCAGUGUCUUCAGAUUUUGAGUUCUCAGUGACCAACUACUCCAUGAUGAGUGCUGAUGAGCUUUUCUCUAAGGGGAGGUUGCUGCCUUACAAGGGAAGCAACAAGAGCCAGAUGCAGAGGGGUACUACCACUCUUAGAGACGAGCUUCUUGUGGAGGAUCAGGAGGACGACGUGUCGUUUCAUAGGCCGCCGAAGGGGUCAUCGACGAGGUGGAAGGGGCUUCUGGGGCGGAAGAGGACUGCCCACAUUGGGUCCAAGAAAGCUGAGAGAGGUAGUGAUGGCUCUUCUAUGGAAGGAAGAAGGUCUGGCCUUGUGCAUGAGAGUUCUUCUUCACAGGAGGUGUUGAAUGAAGGAGGGUCAAGUUGGAGGGGGUUUGAGAUUGGAAUAUAAUGGUGGCAUUGAGUAAUGUUAGGGGUGACCUGAUGAAUUUGUAGAGGUGUGGGAGUGCUGUAAUUUUUUUUUUUCUUUGUUUGGAUUUUGGAGGCUAGAAAAACAGGAUGAUCAAUUAUUAGUCCUGUAUUUUUUUUUUUUUUUUUAAGGUCAGGGUUUUUGGGUAAACUUAGAGGUUGUGAUGACUUCUGUGGGAAUUGAUCGAGUUUUAGAGUUUCUGUGUUGUAGUUUUAUUUCAAAAUUUCUGGGUUGGGAUUUGGUCUUUUGGCUAGCUGUUCACUGUACAAAAAUGUUUGCGGUUGAAGAACCCGUGCAAUGCUAAUUAAGCUCUUGUUUCUCUGUUAUUAUUAUUAUUAUUAUUUUUUUUGUAAGUAAGGGGUCAAAAAGAUCCAGAAACAAAGAAACAGACUAAAAAAGAACUAGCUAGCUUGGCCUAUCAUUAGGCCUAACAGAGAUUCUUCUUUGCCGAGAUACUCCAUCAAGAUCAUCAAGAUAAGCAGAAGAGGCGUGAAUGGGAGGACCAUCAAACUCAAUUAUCCCAUAAGCAUGAUUGAUGCUCUCCUUAGCAAGGCAAUCAACUACCAUAUUACUUUCUCUGUAAAUGUGCUUUAGGGAGAAGCAAUAAUGGAAGUUUUUGAUCAAAUUUUUGCAGCAACAAAUAAGCGAGCCCAUGGGAUGAAGAGCAACAUCAGUAUGAGAGAUCAACUUUGCUAGAAUUGCAGAAUCCGUUUCUACUUCAAUAUGAGUAAUGUGAUAUUUAAGAGCUUGUUGAAGACCAUAAUA